AUGAUGAUGUCAGUAAUAGCAAUGGGUGUGGUAACAGUGACUUGGGUUGUGGUGGGCUUCUCCAUUGCCUUUGGCGAGAGCGAUUACAGGGCUUGGGUCGGCAGCUUUGAGUACGCUUUGUUCCGCAACCUGGACAUGUGUUUGUGGGGUGACACCGGCUUGCCGGGGCUCUGCUUCGCAACUUACGAAAUGACUUACGCCAUCAUCGCUUCAGCCAUUAUCUCUGGGUCCUUGGUGGAGCGCGUGCGCUUUAGCGCUUACGUCGUCUUCCUGGCAUUAUGGUCCAUAUUGAUCUAUGCUCCGCUUGCCCAUUGGGUCUGGGGUCCUGGCGGAUGGAUCCGAAAGAUGGGUGCGCUUGAUUUUGCAGGAGGCACUGUGAUUCACAUCAGCUCCGGGGUCUCGGGAUUUGUGGCUGGGGCUAUUAUUGGCCCUCGACGGCGGGCAGCAGAGGAGGGCCCGGCCAGUGUGCCGUUUGUCAUUCUUGGAGGUUGCCUUCUUUGGUUUGGAUGGGUUGGUUUCAACGGCGGAUCAGCACUUUCGGUGACAGAUGGAGUUGCGCCACGAGCUGUGGCCAGCACGCUAAUCGCCGCCGCCUCGUCCAUGCUCACGUGGCUCGUCCUGGAGCGGCUGCUGAAAGGGAGAUCAUCGUCAGUUGGCGCCAUGGUGGGGGCUGUCGCUGGCUUGGUUUGCAUCACUCCUGGCGCAGGAUAUGUGACACCCAGCUGGAGCAUCAUCCUGGGACUACUUGCAGCUCCGUGGUGCUAUCUCGCUGUAGCUGCUGUUAACCGAUUGAAGCUGGUAGAUGACACUCUGGAUGCCUUUGGCCUGCAUGGUAUGGGUGGGAUGGGAGGGGCUAUCCUUACAGGCAUUUUUGCAAAUGAUGCCGGCCUCAUCUAUAGUGGCAGCUUCCAGCUCUUGGGCAAGCAGAUUGUGAGUGCUUUCUCUGCUAUCGCUUUCUCUGCUAUUGGGACCUCUGUCAUCGUACUGCUGAUGAAGCUGUGGGUGAACAUGCGUGUGGCCGAAGACACGGAGUCUGCCGUUGAUGAGCGCAUGCACGGUGAGACAUACCACAGGCCGGCGAGAGCUUACAAUCCCAAAGAGGAUCUCUGCAUGCACAGCCCUGUGAAGGCUUACCAGCGUCCUGACAUUGCAGUGGGUUCAUCAGAAUCCACCAGCAGUGCUGUCUAG
Molecule: messenger RNA, 1188 nt
Organism: Symbiodinium pilosum
Lineage: Eukaryota; Dinophyceae; Suessiales; Symbiodiniaceae
Source: the annotation of a GenBank genome assembly